Molecule: messenger RNA, 1150 nt
Organism: Bactrocera tryoni
Lineage: Eukaryota; Metazoa; Arthropoda; Insecta; Diptera; Tephritidae
Product: 3-oxoacyl-[acyl-carrier-protein] reductase FabG-like
Exons: 1
Coding region: 172-1014 (280 amino acids)
Source: RefSeq, a predicted model, not a curated record
AAUAUUAAUAGACAACUGAUUUGAUAGACCUAACGUGAUCACGUCUCUUAGAGCUGUUCACUCCACAACGCACAGUUUUCGUUGCUCAUUCUUGUGUAUCGGUUGUUUCUUUAACCAUUUACACAUACCCGUUUGUACGAAGUUAAACAGAUUUUAUUCUUAUUCUGCAUAAUGUUUCCAAUUGGAUUCAAUCAUUCAAUUGAUAUAGAGGAGCCCGUGGUUAUUCCACCACCACCAUCUCCUUUAGAUUUUAAAAAUAAAGUUAUAAUUAUCACUGGCGCUUGCUCUGGCAUUGGCGCCGCAGUCGUCAUGGAGUUUGCCAAAUGGGGUGGCCUACUGACUGUUGCCGGUCGCAAUAAGGAGAGCUUGAGUGCUGUUGCCGACAAGGUCAUUGAUGCAUAUGAUCACUCGCCAUUGAUUGUGCAUGCAGACAUGAUUAAUGAGGAGGAGGUACGCCGUAUUGUUGAUAAAACCAUAGCCACUUACGGACAUAUCGAUGUGCUCGUUAACAGCGCGUCCGUUAUUGAAAUUGGUAACAUUGAAACAACUACAAUGGCUCAGUAUGAUCGCGUUAUGGAUGUAAAUUUGCGCGCCGUGUUUCAACUAACAUCGUUGGCUGUGCCAUAUUUAAUCGAGACAAGAGGCUGCAUUGUAAACUUAUCAAGCGUUAACGGUUUACGUUCAUUUCCCGGUGUACUCGUAUAUAAUCUUUCUAAAGCUGCAUUGGACCAAUUUACUCGUUGCGUAGCGCUUGAAUUGAAAGAAAAAGGUGUUCGCUGUAAUUCAGUUAAUCCUGUCGUCGAUGUUACGGAAAUUCAAAAAAGUGACGAUAUAGAUGAUGAGGCGUACCAAAAGUGGUUAGAACAUUCUGGCACGAUAAGUGAAGACGGACGCGAGGGUUUGGAGGAGAACGUGGCAGGCGUGAUCGCAUUUUUGGCCAGCGAUAUGGCGAGUUUCAUUACUGGUGCCAGUUUGCCAGUAGACGGUGGGCGCCAUGCAAUGUGUCCGCGAUAAGUUGGUCAUACAUAUAUUAUACCCAUAGGUAUUAAGUAAAUUGCAUUUGGCAUCAUGAAAUAUCAAAUACUAUAAAUGUGUUGUAUGUUCUUAAAAUUUGCUUUACUAAUUAGAGUUUUAUUUAUGUAUAUAUGUA